Messenger RNA from Saxophila tyrrhenica, 1143 nucleotides. RefSeq lists its product as uncharacterized. The record is from RefSeq and is a predicted model, not a curated record. Gene Ontology annotation, molecular function: RNA binding. The transcript has 3 exons. Bases 1 to 1143 code for a protein of 380 amino acids. Lineage: Eukaryota; Fungi; Ascomycota; Dothideomycetes; Mycosphaerellales; Extremaceae. Gene Ontology annotation, cellular component: spliceosomal complex. Gene Ontology annotation, biological process: regulation of mRNA splicing, via spliceosome; mRNA processing.
AUGUCGGCCGCAUUGACGACCAACGUCGAUCAGCGGCUGCUUCGUACGACCAAGUUCCCACCCGAGUUUAACACCAAGGUUAAUCUGGCAAAGGUCAACGUGCAACUGAUCAAAGCAUGGGUCGGUGACGAGGUUGCGAGAAUCUUGAAGAGCGAGGACGAUGUCGUGACUGAGCUGGUGAACAACAUACUUGACUCCUCCAAACAUCCCAACAUCAAAGAGCUCCAGAUCCAGCUUACGGGCUUCCUCGACAAAGAUGCUGCUCCGUUCUGCCAAGCUCUGUGGAAGCUCUGUCUGAGUGCACAAGACAGCCCGCAUGGCGUGCCGAAAGAGCUCCUCGAAGCGAAGAAGGCGGAACUCGCACAGGCUAAGGCCGACGAGGACAAAGCGCGCGAAGAUGCACUGAAGCGUCAGGAAGCCGACCGCGAGAGAGAGCGUGAUGUCGCUCGCGUCAGAGACCGUGAGCGCAGUGAGCGCGGGCGAGGUAGAGGCGGCCGCGGUGGUCGUGACUUCGAUCGCCGUGCGCCUCGUGACUCGAGAUCACCACCUCCAAGACGUCGGCAUGACGAUGACGACUAUCGCAGACCGCCGCCACGAGCUACCGACAGCUAUAUUCCCAGCAACCCACGCCGCCGAGGCUCGCCAUCCUACAGCCGAUCUCCAUCGCCUCCGCGACGCAGGAGACGCGACCCGUCACGCUCUCGCAGCCCACCACGCCGAAGCCGCAACACUAGCACUGAGCGCUCUCGUUCGCGUGAUCGAGGCUCCGACCGUCGCCGUAAGCGCUCUUCCGCCCUUAGACGCCGCUCGCCAUCUCCAAGACGCCAUCGUCGCAGAUCACCCUCAUCGUCCGACCGCAGCAGAUCGCCACCCGCCAAGCGCAACCGUAGAGAUUCGCCCUCUGCAGCACGUCCAUCUACCUCGGACUCCGCACCAUCUCACCCGUCCCCAGCAGCAAAGAAGAAGAAAGACACAGCUCUCGCGUCAAACGACCUAAUGUCCACUAACCGCCGCAAGGAGAGCUUCCGCAAAGAAGCCGGUCGCCUCUCACGCGAGCCAAGCGCCAGCACAUCUCCGAGUGUAACACCACAGACCGACACGGAGAAGACGAAGGCAGGCGCACAAGUGGGUAACGACUCUUGA